Monoraphidium neglectum is the source of this 1431-nucleotide messenger RNA. Its product is annotated as folylpolyglutamate synthase. Gene Ontology annotation, cellular component: cytosol; mitochondrion; cytoplasm. Gene Ontology annotation, biological process: tetrahydrofolylpolyglutamate biosynthetic process. Bases 1 to 1431 code for a protein of 476 amino acids. The transcript is spliced from 7 exons. The record is from RefSeq and is a predicted model, not a curated record. Lineage: Eukaryota; Viridiplantae; Chlorophyta; Chlorophyceae; Sphaeropleales; Selenastraceae. Gene Ontology annotation, molecular function: ATP binding; tetrahydrofolylpolyglutamate synthase activity.
AUGGUGGAGAGCGUGCUGCGGGCGUCCGGCUACCGCACCGGCCUCUUCACCAGCCCCCACCUGUGCGACGUGCGGGAGCGUGUGCGCAUCAACGGGCAGAUGGUGAGCCGCGGCCUGUUCGAGGAACACUUUUGGCGGUGCCACGACGCCCUGAGCGCGGCCGCGACGGCCGAGGUCGGCAUGCCGGGCUAUUUCCGGUUCAUCACGCUGCUGGGCCUCAGCAUAUUCCUGUCCCAGGAUCUGGAUGUGGUGGUGCUGGAGGUCGGCAUCGGAGGCCGCCUGGACGCAACAAACGUCAUCCCCCACCCCGCGGUGUGCGGUGUGACAUCACUGGGUUUCGACCACAUGGAGCUGCUGGGUGACACCCUGCCCAAGAUUGCGCGCGAGAAGGGCGGCAUCCUCAAGAGGGGCAGCCCGGCCUGGAGCGUGGCGCAGCCGGACGACGCGAUGGAGGCGCUGCGGGAGUGCGCGGAGCAAGCCGGCACGACCAUCUCUGUGCCACCGCCCCUCUCAGCCUACACACUGGACGGGGCGCCCCCUUCAGCACGGGGGGACGGCCUGCGGCUGCAGCUGUCAGGGGCCCACCAGCUGGUCAAUGCGUCGCUGGCGGUGCAGCUCGCGGCCGCGUGGGAGGCCGCGCGGGGCGGGGAGCGGGCCGAGGGGCGCGCGGCCAUGGUGGCGCGGGGGGUGCUGCCUGCAGAGUACAGGGCCGGCCUGGAGGCUGCGGCUUGGCCGGGGCGCAGCCAGGUAGUGGAGGACGAAGAGUUUGCUGAGCAGGGGGGCGGCAGCCGCCUCACCUUCUAUCUGGACGGCGCGCACACGCCAGAGAGCAUGGCGGCCUGCGCAGAGUGGUUCGCAGACGCGUCGGGCCCCGACGGCGGCAGCCAGCAGCAACAUGCAUCAGCAGGCGCCACCGUCAGCAGCAGCGGCAGCGGCGGCAGCAGUGGUGGCAGCGGCGGGCAGCAGCACAAGCAGGGGCCCCUGCCCCAGUCCGUCCUGAUGUUCAACUGCAUGAAGGAACGAGACCCGGCCGCCCUGCUGCCCGCGCUGCACGGCUCCCUGGCGCGCCGCGGCGUCGAAUUCGACGCCGCCCUGUUUGUGCCGCCAGACAGCCAGUACGCGUUCCUGGCCAGCGCCAAGAGCGCCCCCAAGGUGCAGGAGAUCAUCGCGGACGUGUCGUGGCAGGCGGCGCUGCGCGACGUGUGGGAGCGCAGCCUGCCUCAGCAGGCGGCGGCUCGCGCGACGGGGGCAGGCCGGAACGGCCCGCAGGAUGCCGCGCGCGGCGCCGUCGCGCCCUCCGUCAGCGGCGCCCUGGCCACGCUGCGCGCGGCGGUCCGGUCGACGCCCGGGCUGCGGCUGCGUGUGCUGGUGACGGGGUCGCUGUACCUGGUGGGGGACACGCUGCGGGCGCUGGGGCGCGCACCCAAGUGA